GAACAGGGCAGUCGCCCAUACCCGAUCACAAGCUGAAGCGAGAUACAUAUCAUAAUCAAGUGCACAGUCGAGCAAUUUUCUUCAUUCUCGAACGGGACAUUUGUAAUUGAAGUUUCGAGCCGUACGUUUGCAGCUUUGGAAUCGCAAAUUGUCCAGGUCGGCAUUGCGUGUUUAAUUUCGGUGCUUCGUGUAAAUUAAGGACGAAAAACAGACGCGUGGAGUCGCUACGUUUCUUUGAAAACGCGCGUGGAAAUUUCUUGUGCGUAAGAUUUGACUUUUGUUUCGCGGUUCGCCCCAUUCCAGUAGUUUUCCCCAAAGAGGCUUUUCACAAUGUGGAGCGGUUUCAAACUGACCAAAUUUCUCGCCAUCGCCCUGCUCUUGGCUUGCAGCUCGAGCGGAUUCGCUGCUGUAACAGAACCCCCAGCGGAACAGCCCACAGAUGCUCCAGUAGUACAGACGACAACAAAACCAACAACUACAACCGUUGCGCCGAAAACUACAACUACCGUUGCUCCAAAAACUACCACUUUAGCUCCAAAUACCACAACGGUCGCUCCACCAACAACGCCUGCACCACCACCAGCACCAUAUCCAGAUCCACAAAUCGGAAAAUGGAAUACAUCAUGUAUAAUGGUUCAAAUGGCCGCACAGUUGAAUCUAACUUACGAAACGAAAGAUAACAAAACCACUACUGCAUUGUACAAUAUUCCACCAAACGCUACCAUCGAUGCUGGCAACUGUCUGAAUCAAACUGAACAGAUUAGUCUCGAAUGGGGCCCGAUAGAUGCACUUCACUCACUCGUCAUUCAAUUCAGCAAAAAUGAGUCCAGGAAAGAAUUCGCAGUGCAAUCGUUAGUUUUCAACAUCCCAAUUGAAGGUGACAAUUUCCCAAAUGCUAAAGAGGGUCAGCAUGCUCAGCUCAUAUAUGCUGGCAAACCAGUUUUCUCCACUCCACUUCACAUGUCCUACCAUUGCACCCGCAAACAAAAACUAAACCUAACGGAAACACUUGAUAUGACCAGCGAACCCAACGGUCAAGUUACUCUCACCAAUGUCCAAUUUGAGGCCUUCAGACCCAACAAUUCAACAUCUUUCUCAACGGCCAAGGACUGUGAUGCUCCCGACACCCCAGACGUCGUACCAAUUGCUGUUGGCAUUGCACUAGCUACGUUGAUCGUAAUUGUAUUAAUUGCCUAUUUGAUUGCACGACGACGCUCGACAGCUCGUGGCUACACCAGCUUCUAAAACGUUUGUGUAUUUAAUUCUAAUCGCGAAAAAGAAAAUAAAUCUGUUUCUCCCCCCGUUUCCCAUUUUAUAUAAGAACACAUUAAUUACACGCGAAAAGAAAAUAUUUAAGUUUUUACAAAGUACUGUGGUGAAAAUAUAGAAAUAAUAGGAAUAGAGCUGUAGCUUAAGGAUGUGCGACGGAGAGGAGGAAAGUGUGCGAGUCCUGUGAAACGAAGAUGCAGAGUCGCAGCACAGGAAGAAGCAACAAGAGAUGGCCGUCACUUUUUACGCGGUAAAUCAUAAUUUUGAUUCGGAAAUGUGAUUUGAUUUUCAGUUUAUGUUCAACAGAAACAAUUGAAUAUAUGUAUGGAGUAUAUUACGCAUCUUAUCAAUCGUCCCAUGUGGAAUUAUACAUACAUACACCUACAGGACAUACCUUCUUUACUUUAUCAAUCCCUGAAAAAUUACUUUUAUUUGGUAGCGCGCCUACAGUCAAUUUCUUUCUCAUAAACUAUCUCUCGAUUUCGGACUAAGCAUGCUAGGGUAAGCGUUGUCAAGAUUUUCCUUUGAAAGACACUUAAUUGAUAUCAUAGGAUGAGGAUUUUGGAUCCUACGAAGCGAAAUCAAUAAUGAAUUUGAACAAUUCUAAAAGGCUAGUAAUUAGAUUGAUAACAAUUUAAAUGAAAAUAUACACACGGAUACAAGAGAACAUACACGAAAUGAUUUUAAAUUAAAAAUAUUCAAUUUAUUGCUAUUAAAUCGAGGAAUAGAGUCAAGCAUGCAGGAGGCGGCGAUGUAAAAAUAUUAAUAAAAAUGUAUGUAAAGAAUUUUUAUUAUUAAUAAAGAAUAUACAAAGCUGAAAGACGA
Hermetia illucens (black soldier fly) is the source of this 2094-nucleotide messenger RNA. RefSeq names its product lysosome-associated membrane glycoprotein 1 (gene Lamp1). The record is from RefSeq and is a predicted model, not a curated record. The coding region runs from base 331 to 1245 and encodes 304 amino acids. Gene Ontology annotation, cellular component: membrane. NCBI's taxonomy places the organism in Eukaryota, Metazoa, Arthropoda, Insecta, Diptera, Stratiomyidae. The transcript has 4 exons.